GGGGUUGAGGAGAGGCGGUGGACGUGGGGCCAGCCGUCGCCGGGCUGGGGAGGCCGCGCUCUCCCUCCCGGGGAGCGUUAGGGUGGGGAGGGGCGUUGUUCCCGGCAGUGGGUCGGGGCCCCCCCCGGGGCCUGUCUGCCUCCCCUGGCGGUGCGGGGCAGGGGGAAGGGAUCAGGAACGCUGUCCGCUGAGAGCGCGUUCAAGGGUUGGUGUUAAGGGGAGGGCAAAGGUGGGGGAGAGCCGCCGCGGGAGGGCAGGAUGGCGGCGGCGGGCCAGGAGCCGCGCCGUCCGCAGGCAGAGUCUGGCCGAGGGGCCAGGAAGGCGCUCCCGUGACUCUCAGUGCGGGGCAGCUUAGCGGCAAGCCUCGAGAAACAUCUUCAAGGUCUCACACAUUCAAAACCAAGUCUUUUAAGAAAUCCAAAAUUUGUGGAAUCUGCAAACAAGUAAUUGAUAGCCAAGGCAUUUCCUGCAGAGUUUGCAAGUAUGCCUGCCACAGGAAAUGCGAAGAAAAGGUGGUGACACCCUGCCUUUUGCCAAGCAACUAUGAACUGGCUAACAACUCUGAGGCCCUUAAAAAUCACGUGAUUAGAACUGGUUCCAGCAGUACUUCGAAGAACUUGCCUUUCAGUUGUGACAAAGGAUCGAGAAGUGCAGAAUUUGAUCACAUUAUGGAGGAAGGCUAUGAACUUGACCUCACUUACAUCACAGAGCGGAUCAUUGCCGUAUCGUUUCCUGCUAGCUGUUCUGAGGAAACUUACCUUCACAAUCUACAAGAUGUGACCCGAAUGCUCAAAUCCAAACAUGGAGAUAAUUACUUGGUGUUAAACCUCUCAGAAAAGAGAUAUGACCUUGCCAAGCUUAACCCAAAGAUUAUGGAUGUGGGGUGGCCUGAUCUCCACGCUCCGCCUCUUGAUAAGGUGUGCACCAUCUGCAAGGCUAUGGAGUCAUGGCUGAACAAUGAUCCUCAACAUGUGGUGGUGAUUCAUUGCAGAGGAGGAAAAGGAAGAAUAGGCGUAGUCAUAUCAUCGUAUAUGCAUUUCACCAAUGUUUCUGCAAGUGCUGAUCAGGCUCUAGAUAGAUUUGCUAUGAAGAAAUUCUUUGAUGAUAAAGUUUCAGCUUUAAUGCAGCCAUCCCAAAGAAGAUACGUGCAAUUCUUAAGUGGGCUUCUCUCCGGAUCUGUAAAAAUGAAUGCAACUCCUCUUUUCCUGCACUAUGUUAUCCUUCAUGGCAUCCCAAGCUUUGAUGCUGGGGCAGCUUUCCGGCCUUUUCUGAAGCUGUAUCAGGCUAUGCAACCAGUUUAUACAUCUGGAAUAUAUGUAGGACCAGAAAAUCAGACCCGAAUCUGCAUUGCUAUAGACCCUGCCCAGCUUUUGAAGGGAGAUAUUAUGCUGAAGUGUUAUCACAAAAAAUACCGGUCAGCUACUCGUGAUGUGGUUUUUCGCCUUCAGUUUCACACUGGAGCUAUUCAAGGACAUGGCCUGGUGUUUAGCAAAGAGGAUUUGGACAGUGCCAACAAAGAUGACCGUUUCCCUGAUUAUGGCAAAGUGGAAUUAGUGUUUUCAGGAACUCCAGAGAAGAUUCAAGGAUGUGAAUACUUGCAGAAUGACCAUGGAGUGAUGAUUGAUUACAAUACCUCAGACCCACUAAUACGCUGGGAUUCCUAUGAAAAUAUGAGCCCUGAUGGGGAAGUGCUGCAUACCCAAGGUCCCAUUGAUGGCAGUCUGUACGCAAAAGUGAGAAAGAAGAGCUCUUCAGACAGCAGCAUCCCUGGUGUUGCUCAGGGUGUUCCCGUGACUGGCAGUCCUGAUCACAGUGAUCAUACCCUGUCUGUCAGCAGUGAUUCAGGACACUCAACAGCUUCCAUCAGGACAGACAAGACUGAGGAGCACCUUGGGCCAGGAGUCAAACGGGGUCUGAGCCUACAAGAAAAGGCUGAACUGGACCAGUUACUUAGUGGCUUUGGUCUGGAGGAUCCUGUCAGCACCACCAAGGAUAUGACUGAUGUUCGAAGCAAGUACAGUGGAACUCACCACAUAGUCCCAGCUCAAGUUCAUGUGAAUGGAGACACCAAACUGAAGGACAGGGAGACUGAUAUUCUGGAUGACGAAAUGCCUAAUCAUGACCUUCACAGUGUGGACAGCAUUGGGACUUUGUCUUCCUCUGAAGGGCAGCACUCCACCCACCUAGGGAACUUUAGUUGUCACAAAAGCAGUCAGAACUCACUUCUUUCAGAUGGCUUUGGAAGUAAUGCUGGGGAAGAGCAUCACAAUGCUUUUGCUCCAGACCUGGGAAUUGGUGUGGAUCCCCUCUAUGAGAGAUCAUUUGGAAGCACUGAACCAAAGUCAACUCGGCAAUUGCAACAGAAUCCCUGUACCUCACCCCAGCCUCAAGCCUAUGGCCCAAGCAACUACUCUACUCAGACCUGGGUACGCCAGCAGCAGAUGGUCACUCACCAAUAUGGUUUUGCACCAGAGAAUGAAAUCAGGGUUGGCAUUCAUAACACUGUGGGGAGUGUCCAGAGACAGGCCCAAGUCCCGGACACCCCAACACGUGGUUCCAGCAGCAGAGAUGCUGUGCAAAGGGGCCUGGGAAGCAUGCCAUGUGCUACUGAAGCUGCAGAACAUGCCAGUGGUGAGACUUUGAAGUCAAGGCCAGUGCCUCAGAGGGACACAAAUGCCCUGGAUCGAAGACAGAACUCGGAUGACUUGCCAGCUUCUCCAACUUUGGAUAUUGAUCAGUCUAUUGAGCAACUGAACAGGCUUAUCUUGGAGUUAGACCCUACAUUUGAACCUAUCCCGACCCGCAUUAACACUGUCCCCAGGGACAGAAAUCAAGUAAAUGGCUUCACCAGCCUUGAUGUAGAUGUUGAAGGUCUUGGCAGGAGUCCUGGCCGCCAUGAUAAGUUAGAGGUCACAAAUAGGAAUCCCUCCCGGCAUGAUUCUGGUCAUCUCCCAAAGGAAGUAGGAGUCACUAUCAGUUCUCUUCCAUUUGUAAAGUCAGCAACAGAUAUGCAAGAUGAUGAUGCAACAGGAGGAAGGAUCAGAAAGUUAAGUGUUGGGCAGUAUGACAAUGACGUCGCUGGGCAGCUGUCAUAUAACAGAUGUGGGUGGAUGAAGUCUCCUGCUACUGACCAGGCUGUAAAUCCAGGAUCACCAGUUCCUGUAGGGGAGACCAAGGAGAUGGCUGUUGCACAUUACCAAGAUGAAAUAGAUGGGGGAAUGUUUUCUCCAACAAAAAAUGGAAAUAAAGCUGCUCCAUCAACACCAGCUUUUCCCCUGUCACCAGAGACACCAUACAUGAAAACACCUCCCCUGUACCAUCAGCGGAUUACCUCCAGCCAAAACGUCAGCAGCCCAUCUGAGCUGUACAGAGCUAGUCCUGAAUCUCGAAGUUACACAGAAGCCAUUAACCACUCUCUGGUGAUGUCUGACAGCACUGUGGACACUAACCCUCCUUUGCUGAGGGCCAGCAUGCAGAUGGAUCCCUCCUUCCAGCACUGUUUUACAUCUUCAUGUACUGUUUCAAGCAACAGUCCUAUUCCAGGAGGAGAAAGCUCUUCUGCAACAGAAAGCCCUUGGCUUGAAAGCAACCCUAAAGCUACCCCAUCUCUCCAGCUUUCAAUGGGAAACAGCAGGCCACCAGGAGGUUACCUUGUACCCUCUGAAUUUUCAAAUGCCAUGCAGGAUGUCUCUCUCUUGUCUCAUUUCCAAACACCAGGACUGCAAGUCAUCACCCUGAGCAGCCUGGAGAAUUCACCAGCAGAGCCACAGCAAGAACCUGCUGUCAGCAGCAGUACCCAGGCCUACCUGAGCUACAGCGGGGGCAACAUGGGGAGUAACUCCCCCCGAGAGCAGAAACAAGCUAAUUUCAUAGCCAAUGCUAGCAUCUCUCCUAAAACUAUGAGCUCACCAGUGGCAAAUGAAGAGGACAAUGGCUUUUUGACACAAAACUUUGUUACAGUGGCCUCUGGACAUGACAGGCAGAACAGUGUGGUUCAGCAGCACCGUGGAGGGAACAUACAUGCUCAACCGCCUCUUCCAGAGAAAAAGAGGUCCUCUGAAGGAGACCGUUCCUUUACCUCUGUGUCACCUUCUUCAAGUGGCUUCUCUAGCCCCCACAGUGGAAGCACAAUCAGCAUCCCCUUCCCAAAUGUCCUCCCAGAUUUCUCAAAAAUGUUAAGCACUUCCCCAGUGCCAGAGAACACAACUGAUAAGCAUGUGACUGUAAAAUUUGUCCAGGACACAUCCAAGUUCUGGUACAAGCCAGAUAUUUCAAGAGAACAAGCCAUUGCUGUUCUCAAGGACAAGGAACCUGGAUCAUUCAUUGUUCGAGACAGUCACUCUUUCCGGGGAGCCUAUGGGCUAGCAGUGAAAGUUGCUACACCACCUCCUUCUGUGCUGCAGUUAAACAAAAAAGUUGGAGAUUUGUCUAAUGAACUUGUAAGGCAUUUUCUGAUUGAAUGUACUCACAAGGGAGUACGCUUGAAAGGAUGCCCAAAUGAACCAUAUUUUGGAAGUUUGACAGCUCUGGUGUAUCAGCAUUCCAUCACUCCACUGGCAUUGCCCUGCAAGCUCCUUAUCCCAGACAGAGAUCCCUUGGAGGAGAUAGCAGAAACAUCUCCACAAACUGCAGCAAAUUCAGCAGCGGAGCUUCUCAAACAGGGUGCAGCAUGUAAUGUUUGGUACCUGAAUUCGGUGGAGAUGGAGUCACUCACGGGCUACCAGGCAGUACAGAAAGCCUUGAGCCUGACACUGGUGCAGGAUCCCUCUCCCAUCUCAACCGUGGUCCAUUUCAAGGUGUCUGCACAGGGAAUCACAUUGACAGAUAAUCAAAGAAAACUCUUUUUUCGGCGACAUUAUCCAGUCAACAGUGUUAUUUUCUGUGCUUUGGAUCCACAGGACAGAAAAUGGACGAAAGAUGGCCUUUCUGCAAAAGUGUUUGGGUUCGUUGCCAGGAAGCAAGGCAGCACUACAGACAACCUAUGCCACCUAUUUGCAGAGCAUGAUCCAGAGCAACCUGCCAGCGCCAUUGUGAACUUUGUAUCAAAGGUCAUGAUUGGUUCCCUGAAGAAGAUCUGAUGCCUUUCUGUCCUUGACUCAGAGCUCUUCACUGAAGGAAAGCACUGCGAGAGGGAGAAAGCAUAUUCAGCAACAAUGUCUGAACCUUGUCGUUCGCAAGAAGGAAGGCAGAGGACAGUCUAGCUGCAUUGUGUUUGCAAGAGUUCAGCAUUUUCUUUGAAGAUGCCUCUGACUCAACAAAGCAUUAUUUCUUUGUUUUUAUUUCAAAAGAUAAAAGAUAAGAAGCUGAGUGCCACCCAGACCUAUAUAGCCCAUACCUGAAUGAAGCAUAAAUGAAAAACUUUUCCCCUGAAGGGUUUCUAAUAUAUUCUCACAUGCUGUUUUGCAUCAUUUAUCGGAGCAGAAAUACUCACUAGGCUGUGCUACUUUUUAUGCAGAAUACGUUUUGUAUAACCUCCACAAAGACACUUGCCAUAGUUGCAUCAGUGGUAGCUGUAGGCCUUGCAGACAUGCUCUUAAGAGAAUGAUGGUCUGAGGAAGACUAUUUGCUCUUCCCUUCAUCUUCAUGUGAUCGGUGAUGGGAUCUGAAUGGAGAAAGGGGAAGAUGCAGGUGAAGAGAAGGUUUGUGCAAGUUGAUUUCUGAUAAGAAAGGAGUGGCAAUGUGGAAUAUAUGGGGAGAUUGCUCUGUAUUUAGUGUUAAGAAGGCUGGGCUCGUUUAGUUUGAAAAAUUUCAAAUAGGGGAGAGGUGGCAGAACAAAAAAAAAGGUUGCAUGGUAAUCUAUUCUGUAAUGGGGUUUUUUUGUAUUAUUGUUUUUUAUACAGAGAACUAAGCAGGGAAGAUUCUGUAUUUUAAUAACUACAGGAUAAAAAUGAGGGAAAAGCAAAGAAGAAAAUUUUAUAACUUAUAUAUAUUACCUGUUCCAGAUUAUUUAUAGUAGAUCCCAGAUCUUGAUAUGUCAUAUGGAUAUUCUUAAACUAGACCAUUUCUGGGCUUUGCCUCUUCAGUGCUAUUUUCCAUAAGUGUGUAUAGCCUGUGCCUUACUAUAGACAAUAGAGUCUCAUAUUUUGACUUUUGUCUUACAGUGACAUACUUCCCAUUUUUUGUCUCUCCAAUACUGUUGUGGUAGUAACAUUUGUUCCCCUAUCUAAUACAUAAUUAUAUCUGUGGAUUCUUUUGGCCCCCUUUUCAUUAGAGCUUGGAGAUUUUUUGGCUUUUUUAUCUGUAGAUACUGGUUUUGGUUUAUAAUGUUUUUUAAUAAUUCUUUGAGUCAGGAAAUCCAAAAGGGAAUAAGGUUUAUUUUAUUACUCUGUCCCAUUUCUUGAUAGCAUUUGUGUUAUAAUUUCUGCAACCAUCACACUUCUACAUAUCUCUGUCUUCCUAAGCACGCUGAUAUUUUAAAUGCAUAACAAAGUGCUAGUUAGCUUUACAGGAAAUGGAUGCAGUAGAUUACUGUGGAAACCUUCAUGAGGAAGGUAAACUGCUGAGGUUUACUGUGUAAUUCCCAUUCUCUCCAAAAACAGCAGUACUAGACACCCAUAUCAGAACUGAUGGUAAUAAAGCAGGUGCAGUGUGACAGUGCUGAGAAGUUUCAUUGCCUCUAUCUCUUUGAUGUGUAGCUGUCAACAUUACAUUAAUAACCCGAGGAAUAAAAUGACACGCUGAAUUCAGCAUGCUGAUACCUGAGGCACUGGAUUAACUAGGAACUAUACCCACUUGAAGAAUUUAAUCCUUUUAUCCACUUUUACUAAAUAAUGGUUAAAUGGAGUGGGAAAUUCCAGUUGGUCUAUACGGUAAGAAGGUUUCACCAAUUUGAACUGUUUGUUCCGUAUAAAUUAUCGUCUUUUUUUUUUGUUGUUGUUAACAGUUUUCUUUCUAUUUCCAUAAAAUAUUAGGACCAUGGAAGCCUUAUUCGGUGAACAUAGCCAAAAGUGUUACCAAAUUAUUUGGGUAAUAAUGAAUUUUGUAGAAAUAACUUCAUAGCUUUUAAAAGGAAGGGGGUGGGCAGGAGAAGGAGAAGAAAGAUGUGAAGUUUAGUGUAUUUGGUUCAGGAAGUGGUGUGUUAGUAGCAGUGAACAUUGGAUGUGUGUGAAAGGAUGAAGCAAUCCAAAGCAUAGUAGCUACCGUUGAAGCAACGAAGGCAAGUGCCUCUGAUUUGUACCAAAUAAUUCUGUUCUUCUUGCACAGAGUUACACUACUUAAAUGGCGUUUAUGUACCAUCCAAAAAAGAAUGCACUUCUUACUUUUAGGAGCUUUGAUCCUUUUGAAACAUGUGACAACACAUUUCCUUUCUUUUGCUGCACCAAGAAUGGAGUUGCUUAACCUAGUCAGCCAUUUUGGGCAUGUGAAUUUCUUCAGCUGACAUCUCUGUUAGACUUAAGCCUCAAUUAGACUUAAAUCUGAUGUGUUGUGAGCAUUGAAAUGAGGAGAUAUUUUUUACUACAGUUUUUCACUUCUGUAGAUGAUACUUAAAUUUUAGUGUAUCUUGUUAGACACCAAGGGUUGGCCUUUGGGCUGAAAAUAAAGUGGGGUUUUUUUCCGCAUGUAUUAUAAUUUCCAUUCGCAGUCUUAUUCUUUUUUCUUUGUGUUUUCCUAAGACCCACUAAAUUCAAGAGCAUGAGGAGCUGAAUGCUGACACUCCUGGUGGUGUUUCCUGGGAGUUCAGCUCUACUUGGUAAGUGCGGAAAAAAGAAGUUGCCCUGUUUCUAAGGGAGAUUUUCUACUAUGCAUUCCUUUGGAUGGUAUAUUGCCGUGUGCUUUUGCUUUUUAAUUAACUAAAAAAUGCACAAAGCAAAAUAAUUCAGUGUGUACCAUUGUGCAGUGUAUGUAGAAAGUUAUUCACAAAACUUAUGUUCAUGGCAAAUAAAAGACUAAAUAGUUAAUACAGCACUUUCUUUCAAAAUUUUUAGUAGAUGUGUACUUGCAGUUUCAUAACUAAUGGCAGCAAGUUGACACGUAUUUAGCCAGACUCCUAUUAACCUGCUUAGUAAAUGUACUACUAUAAUUGUACAGUGUUAAACUACUAAAAUGCUAAAAGCCAUGUUUUAAAUUAAAUGAAUUCCUUAUAUCCAAAAGUAUCAUUAAAACAUUAGUGUUUCCUUCUUGGAUUUACCUACUGGUGAAAAUUUUUGCCUUUUUCUUGAAACUGUAAAGCAUCAAAAGGUCUCCAGUACAUAAAAAUGAAUGUUCUAUAAAUUCUUUGUAUAGUCAUUUUCUCUGCUCUUUGAAUAUCGCUUCUAUUCAGAUUAUAAUAAAAUUAUGAACAUGAAAUUUCA
Messenger RNA from Columba livia (rock pigeon), 8291 nucleotides. It is a transcript of the gene TNS3, whose product is annotated as tensin 3. The record is from RefSeq and is a predicted model, not a curated record. Gene Ontology annotation, molecular function: protein binding. The transcript has 33 exons. NCBI's taxonomy places the organism in Eukaryota, Metazoa, Chordata, Aves, Columbiformes, Columbidae. Gene Ontology annotation, biological process: dephosphorylation. Bases 669 to 5078 code for a protein of 1469 amino acids. Gene Ontology annotation, cellular component: focal adhesion.